Rotaria sordida is the source of this 2722-nucleotide messenger RNA. The record is from the annotation of a GenBank genome assembly. Lineage: Eukaryota; Metazoa; Rotifera; Eurotatoria; Philodinida; Philodinidae.
AUGAUACCAAGUGUUUCGGUACCGUCAACCAUCCAAGAAACCGAUGAAAAUGGUCUGCAUGAAAAAUGUACGGAUAAAAAAAGUACGAAUGAAAAAAGUUCGGAUGAAAAAAGUUUGGUUGAAAAAAGUGGACGCACCCAGCGACGUAAGUCCAGUGUUAUUAAUGAUCCAGCAUUGCGGGAAGGUGAUACGAAUUCGACACAUAAUCAACGUCUAGCGUCUUUGUCGGCAGCCUACACAAACAUCUUGAACAGCAUCGGCGAAGAUUCUAUGCGACAAGGUCAGUUAGAUAUUUUCUUUGGAACAAUCAAUAUACUUACGAGCCAUCACAUGAGGAAAGAAAGCCUAACACUAUAGAGGGCUACUAGAUCGAGAUUAUCAAAUUCGUACGAAACCUAUUGGAUCGUCUAAAGCAUACUUCUAAAGAUGUAAAAUCCAAUUUUUAGAUUUCUCAAAUGUAUAUCGACAGAAAUUAUGAUGUCACAUGAAAAGCACAAAAAACAAGUUCUUACCAACCCUGAGAUUUUUUUCUUUGAACAUGUGUUGACAAUAUUGUUCUACUAAAACGAGCUACAUUUCUAAACGUUUUAUUGAAUACACAUUUUGGUAAGAACGACAUGAAUAUGUUGUCCAUUUAUUAUUUACAGACUACUAAUAAGCUUUGACUCCUAUUGACUCCCCAAGGUAUAGAUGAAAAAUCAGGUUCACUUCGUGAUAAGAUUUCUCUGAUCCAGUCCAGUGCAAGAGGGUAGUACAUUUUUCAUAGGCUAUACUUUCUUUCCCCCAUUCCACUCCGCCUUCGGUUUUUUUUCUUUUAGCAUGUUUUAGUUGUAGAUAGUGUGAAUAUAUGAAAUCAUUUAGCUGGAGUCUGAAUUUUAUAGUAAUAGAAAAAGAAAUCAACCUUUUUAAAGAAAAGUCAUUUCCAAUGAGUAUUGGCUCGUCCAUUAUAUUAUUUGUAUGGAAUCUAUAUUUGCAUGAAUAAAUACCAGAUUUUUGCUGCAUAUACAACUAAAGGUUCUUGAGGGUAAAGGUGAUGAUCUCUUUCUCGCCCUCAUUCAUUCACUCACCCAUCCAUCCUCACCUGCACACCCUUACUCUUUCAUCAUAUUUCAAAUUUCGUUCAACCUAUAACUUGUCUACCAAAAACUAAAAAAGUUAAAAUUUUUUUAUGUUGCCCUAGGAACUAUUUGGAAACGAGAUCAGGUAAAAUCCAUCGAUUGUUGACACCAACUAUUUGUUAUCUCAGGUCACUUUUUGAUUGUUGUCUUCUCUAAAAAAAAAGUAGUGCUAUGAGAUCCAUCCUCAAAUUAUUUGUUUCAAAAUCGUAGUGCAUUGCUAUCUCAUAGUACAAGACGAACAAUCACUUACCAACAACUGGAUCGAGAUGGUACACACCUAAACGGGACCCCAUACCAGAGGCCGAAACGAACCGAACUUUUCUGGCUCGAGUUCGGUUCGGUUCGAUUGAGUUUUUAAAAAGUCGGUUCGAGUUCGGUUCGGUUCGAUUCGUUUUUCAAAACAUCGGUUCAAGUUCGGUUCGGAUCGACUCGAACCGAACCGAACCACUAGACUUCGGAUCGGAUCGGCAAAAAUAGUUUAAAAAAGCUGUAUAUUAGUAUUCUAAUGGCAGAUAAUUGCUUAUUUUAACUACCCUUUAACUAGUGACCCGUUUGAGAGAAGUGAAAGUACUUUUUUGAAUAUGCAAGGCGACUUUUAAAAACUGACAACUGCUACCGAUCCAGACAGAGCCAAGAUUGCCCGGUUCGAGUCCGGUUCGGUUCGAUUGAGUUUUCAAAAAGUCGGUUCGGAUCAGUUCGGUUCGUUUUCGGCCUCUGCCCCAUACUGAAUAAUAAGUGGAUGAAUGAAUGGCAGCAACGGCAGAUGUGUAUACUGUAGACGAGUGGAUUGUAACUUUUUGGUACGAUUGGUGCGAAAAAGUGGAAGCAGACUUAAACAAUUUACGAGCAGUGCAUUUUAGUACACUCUAUGCCUAUGUUACACAGCAAAAGUUUUCCAAUACUUUACUACAUAUUAGCUGAGAUACGAUUUACUUCACUGUAAAUGUACCAUAAAACCGUUAAUUUAAUGAAAAAUGUUUUUUACAUUGCAUCAUAUUUUGUAAAAUUCUCCAUAAUAGAAAAAGAUACAAAGCUGAAUUUUUAACUGGUCAUACAACUCUAAGAAAUGUGAUUUCAGUAAAAGUUUGAAUGAAAACAAACGACUCUUUCAUGAGUUACUCAUAAAGUAAUUUUUGAAAAAAUCGUUCUACAUAUUUUCUAGAAGUGAAGUGAGGUUGGGGAAGGAAAGUAUAGCCUAUGGAAAAUACACUACCUUCUUUCGCUGGACUAGAUCAGAGAAGUCUUAUCACGAAGAGAACCUACUUUUUCACACUAUAUCUUGGGGGACUCAUAGGAGUCAAAAACUAUUAGUAGGAGAUAAAUAACAAAUGGACAGCAUAUUCAUGUUGUCCAUACCAAAAUGUGUAUUGGAUAAAAUAUUCAAAAACGUAGCUCGUUUUAGUCAAACAAUAUUAUCAACACACGCUCAAAUGGAAAAAAUCUCAGAUUAGGAAAAACCUGCUUUUUGUGCUUUUCAUGUGACAUCAGAAUUUCUGUCGAAAUACAUCUAAUAAAUCUACAAAUUGGAUUUUACACCUUUAGAAGUAUGCUCUAGAUGAUGCAAUAGGUUUCGUGCGAAUCUGAUAAUGUCGAUCGAGUAGCCU